AUGACGCGAGGGGGAGGGAAAGUUAGUCUGCCCGCGGGGCGCCCGCGCUCCGGCUCCGGGGGCACCCGGCUCGCCCGGGGCCUCGCCGCUCCACGCAGCGCCCGGCCCCCCUCUCCAGGCGCUCGGUUCUUCCCGCCCCCGAACAGCCGAGGCGCGCCCUCGCUGCCCCAGCCUCCGGCCCGGCGUCCCUCAGAGCAGGUCCUCCGCCGAGGGGCUGAGCCCGGGCGUCCCGACCCCAGGCCGACGACGGGCAGGGAGGGGGCGCCGGGAGAGGGCACCGGAGGGCACAGCCGCGACAGUUAUGGCGCUCAAUUCCUGCCCGAGCAGCGCCCGGAGCGGCAGCCGAGCGCCGGCGUCCGCCCCCCACCCCCACCCCCACCCCCAGCGCUGCCGGCCGGCGAGGGGCGGCCGAGCGCUUCACCUCAGCCCACCGGCGCGCUCGGCCCGGAGGCGCCGGGGACGCUGAGGCGACCGCGACGCGGAGUCGGGGCGACCCCGAGCGCGGCGAGGCUGGGCCGGGACCCACGGCGCUCCGCGUCGCCCGCUUCGACUCCCGGAGGCCGCCGCUCCCGCUGCCCACCCGGCGCGCCAUCCCUCAGCCCGCUCACGCCGCGUCCGACCUCGGCGGCGCCUACCUUGGCGCCGCGGUUCCUUCCCGGCUCCUCGCUCGGGCCCGGCAAUGUGCCGGGCGAGUCCGGUAGGAGUGGUCACCGCCCCCCUCGCCGCUCGCUUUCUUCUCUCCGCUCCCUCACACCUGCCCCCUAA
Molecule: messenger RNA, 765 nt
Organism: Talpa occidentalis (Iberian mole)
Lineage: Eukaryota; Metazoa; Chordata; Mammalia; Eulipotyphla; Talpidae
Product: proline-rich protein 2-like
Exons: 1
Coding region: 1-765 (254 amino acids)
Source: RefSeq, a predicted model, not a curated record